Chelonoidis abingdonii (Abingdon island giant tortoise) is the source of this 10245-nucleotide messenger RNA. RefSeq names its product fibrillin 3 (gene FBN3). Gene Ontology annotation, molecular function: calcium ion binding. The record is from RefSeq and is a predicted model, not a curated record. Lineage: Eukaryota; Metazoa; Chordata; Testudines; Testudinidae.
AUGGGGUUAUUAUGGCUGGCCAAGUUCAUGCUAGGAUGCACAACACUUUUGUACGUGGAACAAGCCCAGGGCCAAUAUGAAGGGGACUUUCAGACAGACAGAUUUGCAGGCUAUGAGGAAAGACAGCCAGCAAAUAGAGUGAGAAGAAGAGGCCAAGACACUUUACGAGGACCUAAUGUUUGCGGCUCAAGAUUCCACUCUUACUGCUGCCCUGGAUGGAAAACGCUGCCGGGAGGAAAUCAGUGCAUUGUUCCAAUUUGCCGGAACUCUUGCGGCGAUGGGUUUUGUUCACGGCCGAAUAUGUGCACGUGCUCUAAUGGGCAGCUGUCCCCCAACUGCGGCUCUGGUGGAGUCCAAACCUGCAACGUCAGGUGCAUGAAUGGGGGAAGCUGCAAUGAGGAAUCCUGCCUCUGCCAGAAAGGAUACACUGGAACUUACUGUGGGCAACCUGUUUGUGAAAAUGGCUGCCAGAAUGGAGGUCGGUGCAUUGGACCCAACCGUUGCGCUUGUGUCUACGGGUUCACUGGGCCUCAGUGUGAGAGGGACUAUCGCACCGGUCCCUGCUUCAGCCAGGUGAAUAACCAAAUGUGCCAGGGCCAGCUCAGUGGAAUCGUCUGCACUAAGACCAUGUGUUGUGCCACCAUUGGACGGGCCUGGGGUCACCCAUGUGAGAUGUGCCCUGCCCAGCCUCACCCCUGCCGCCGGGGCUUCAUCCCCAAUAUACGCACUGGAGCCUGCCAAGAUGUGGACGAAUGUCAGGCUAUCCCAGGCCUGUGUCAGGGUGGAAACUGCAUCAACACCGUGGGCUCCUACGAGUGCAAAUGUCCUGCAGGACACAAGCAGAGUGAAACCAGCCACAAAUGCGAAGAUGUGGACGAGUGCACCACAAUCUCCAGUGUGUGCGAUGGUGGUGAGUGCACCAACACGGCAGGAAGCUAUGUGUGCACAUGCCCGCGUGGCUUCAUGACCAGUCCAGAUGGAUCCCGCUGCAUUGACCAGCGGAUUGGCACAUGUUUCUCAGCACUAAUCGGCGGGCGCUGCGCUGGGGAGCUCCCAGGCCAGUACACCAAGAUGCAGUGCUGCUGCGACUCCGGGCGCUGCUGGGCGAUUGGGCAGACCCCUGAAAUGUGCCCCGUCAGGGGAUCCGAUGAGUACCGCAGGCUCUGCAUUGAAGGGCUCCCGGCCGUGCCAGGCUUCUCUGGGAGCUUCCCUGGGAUUCCUGGGUUUGGGCCAAAUGGUGUCGGGCCUGGAAUCGGCGGACCUGGAGGCAUUGGACCAAAUGGGGCAAAUGGCCAAGGCGGGAUCCCAGGACUUCCUGGGAUGGGCCCUGGAACAGGCUCCUGGGGUGGGGGGAAUGAAGCAGGGGGCUCGGGGCUGCCAUUCCAGGCUCUCUUCUCUCUGGGGUUUGCAGGAACUGCUACCUUAAAUCAGACCAUCGACAUCUGCAAGCACUUCACCAACCUGUGUCUGAAUGGGCGCUGCAUCCCCACUCCCUCCAGCUACCGCUGCGAAUGCAACAUGGGAUACAAGCAGGACGUGCGUGGCGAGUGCAUUGAUGUGGAUGAAUGUUCCAGCAGCCCCUGCAUGCACGGCGACUGUGUGAACACACCUGGCUCCUACCACUGCAAGUGCCAUGAGGGCUUCCAGAGCACCCCCACCAAGCAGGCCUGUAUCGACGUUGACGAGUGCAUCAUGAAUGGCGUGAUGUGCAGGAAUGGCCGGUGCGUUAACACUGACGGCAGCUUCCAGUGCAUCUGCAAUGCGGGCUUCGAAAUCACCCCCGAUGGCAAGAACUGUGUCGAUCAUGAUGAAUGUGCCACAACCAACAUGUGCCUCAAUGGGAUGUGUAUCAAUGAAGACGGCAGCUUCAAAUGCAUCUGUAAACCCGGCUUUGUGCUGGCUCCCAAUGGGCGCUACUGCGUCGACAUUGACGAGUGUGAGACCCCGGGCAUCUGCAUGAACGGCUGGUGCAUUAACACGGAGGGCUCCUUUCGCUGCGAGUGCCUGGGUGGCCUGGCUAUUGGCGUGGAUGGGCGGGUGUGCGUGGACACCCACAUGCGCAGCACCUGCUACGGAGCCAUUAAGAAGGGCACCUGUGCCCGUCCCUUUCCAGGAGCAGUCACCAAGUCUGAAUGCUGCUGUGCUAACCCCGACCAUGCCUUCGGAGAGCCCUGCCAGCCCUGCCCAGCCAAAAACUCGGCUGAAUUCCAGGCACUCUGCAGCAGUGGUAUUGGAAUAACAGCUGAUGGCAGAGAUAUCAAUGAAUGUGCCCUCAACCCGGACAUCUGCCCCAAUGGCAUGUGCGAGAACCUGCGCGGGAGCUACCGCUGCAUCUGCAACCUGGGCUAUGAGUCAGAUCCCACGGGCAAGAACUGCGUGGAUGUCGACGAGUGCGCCGUCAAUCGUUUGCUCUGUGACAAUGGCCUGUGCCGUAACACGCCCGGCAGCUACACGUGCACCUGCCCCAAGGGCUUUGUCUUCAGGACGGAGACAGACACCUGUGAAGAUAUCAACGAGUGCACGUCCAGCCCCUGUGUGAAUGGGGUCUGCAGGAACAACGCCGGCUCCUUUGCCUGCGAGUGCUCCCCGGGCAGCAAACUGGACCCCAGUGGCACCAUCUGUGUGGACAGCAUGAAGGGAACGUGCUGGCUGAACAUCCAGGACGGGCGUUGUGAGGUGAACAUUAACGGGGCCACACUGAAGUCGGAGUGCUGUGCCACACUGGGAGCGGCCUGGGGCAGUCCCUGCGAGCGCUGUGAGAUCGAUACCACCUGCCCCCGAGGGUUUGCCAGGAUGAAGGGGGUCACAUGUGAAGAUGUGAACGAGUGUGAUGUCUUCCCCAGCGUCUGCCCCAACGGGCGCUGUGUGAACACGGCCGGCUCCUUCCGCUGCGAGUGUCUUGAAGGGCUGACCCUUGAUGGGACUGGCAGGACAUGUGUGGAUGUACGUGCGGAGCAGUGCUACAUGAAGUGGGAUGAGGACGAGUGCACGGCACCCCUGCCCGGGAAGUACCGGAUCGACAUGUGCUGCUGCUCUGUGGGCUCAGCCUGGGGCAGCGACUGUGAAGAGUGCCCCAGAGCCGGCAGCAGCGAGUACAAGGCCAUCUGCCCCAGGGGCCCUGGCUUUGCCAAUAGAGGGGACGUGCUCUCAGGCAGACCCUUCUACAAAGAUGUGAACGAGUGUAAGGUCUUUUCCGGCCUCUGCGCUCACGGGACCUGUCGGAACACCAUUGGCAGCUUCCGAUGCCUCUGCGGCAAUGGCUUCGCCUUGGAUGCCGAGGAAAGAAACUGCACAGAUAUCGAUGAGUGCCGCAUCUCACCAGACCUGUGUGGCCACGGCACCUGCGUCAACACCCCAGGCAGCUUCGAGUGCGAGUGCUUCGAAGGCUACGAGAGCGGCUUCAUGAUGAUGAAGAACUGCAUGGACAUCGACGAGUGUGAGCGGGACCCGCUGCUGUGCCGUGGAGGGAUCUGUGUCAAUACUGAGGGCAGCUUCGAGUGCAUCUGCCCCCCAGGCCAUGAGCUGAGCGCAGAAGGCAAUGCCUGCGUCGAUAUCAAUGAAUGCUCCCUCAGCGACAGCCUGUGCCACAACGGGCACUGCAUCAACGUCAUCGGCACCUACCAGUGCGCCUGUGACUCUGGCUUCCAGGGCACUCCGGACAGGCAGGGCUGCGUCGAUAUUGACGAGUGCACCAUCAUGAACGGCGGCUGCGACACACACUGCACCAACUCAGAAGGCAGCUACCAGUGCAGCUGCAGUGAAGGCUACGCGCUCAUGCCGGACAAGAGGUCGUGUACAGAUGUGGAUGAGUGUGCAGACAACGUGAACCUGUGUGAGAAUGGGCAGUGCCUGAACGCGCCCGGCGGCUACCGCUGCGAGUGCGAGAUGGGCUUCAACCCCACGGAGGACAGCAGGGCCUGCCAGGACAUUGACGAAUGCACCUUCCAGAACAUCUGUGUCUUCGGGAGCUGCCAAAACCUGCCUGGGAUGUUCCGCUGUGCCUGUGAUGACGGCUAUGAGCUCGACAGGAGCGGAGGCAACUGCACAGACGUCAAUGAGUGCGCGGACCCCGUGAACUGCAUCAACGGGCUGUGCGUCAACACCCCAGGCAGCUACCUGUGCAACUGCCCCCAGGACUUCGAGCUGAACCCCACGGGAGUGGGCUGUGUGGACACCCGCGUUGGGAACUGUUUCCUGGACACUCAGGACCGCGGGGAUGGUGGGAUCUCUUGCAGCGCUGAAAUCGGAGUGGGCGUCACUCGGGCCUCCUGCUGCUGCUCGCUGGGCCGUGCCUGGGGGAACCCCUGUGAAGUGUGCCCUCCAGCCAACACAACUGAGUACAAGACCCUGUGCCCCGGAGGAGAAGGCUUCAGGCCCAACCCCAUCACAGUCAUCCUGGAGGAUAUCGAUGAGUGCCAGGAGCUGCCAGGCCUCUGCCAGGGGGGCAACUGUGUGAACACUUUUGGCAGCUUCCAGUGCGAGUGCCCCCUGGGCUACUACCUCAACGAGGACACACGCAUCUGUGAAGAUAUUGAUGAGUGCUCUGCCCACAUCGGGAUCUGUGGCCCUGGGACUUGCUACAACACUCUGGGCAACUACACCUGUGUGUGCCCCCCUGAGUACAUGCAGGUCAACGGAGGAAACAACUGCAUGGACAUGAGGAAGAGCGUGUGCUACCGCAACUACAAUGACACCUGUGAGAACGAGCUCGCCUUCAACAUGACCAAGAAGAUGUGCUGCUGCUCCUACAACAUCGGCAAGGCCUGGAACAAGCCCUGCGAGCCCUGCCCCACACCCGCCAGCCCUGAGUACCAGAUCCUUUGUGGGAACCAGGCCCCUGGCUUUAUCAUCGACAUUCACACGGGGAAGCCAAUCGAUAUUGAUGAGUGCAGUGAGAUCCCUGCUAUCUGCAGCAAUGGCGUCUGCAUCAACCAGAUCGGAUCCUUCCGGUGCGAGUGCCCCAUCGGUUUCAGCUACAACAACAUUCUGCUCAUCUGCGAAGACAUUGAUGAGUGCAGCAGCGGGGAGAACCUUUGCCAGCGCAAUGCUGAUUGCAUCAACAUCCCGGGCAGUUACAGGUGCGAAUGCUCAACCGGAUACAAGCUGUCACCUAGUGGAGCCUGUGUGGGUCGCAAUGAAUGCCAGGAAAUCCCCAAUGUCUGCAGCCAUGGGGAUUGCGUGGACACCGAGGGCAGCUAUAUCUGCAUCUGUCACAAUGGGUUCAAGGCCACAGGAGAGCAGACCAUGUGCAUGGAUAUUGAUGAAUGUGACCGGCAGCCCUGUGGGAACGGCACUUGCAAGAAUACAGUCGGCUCCUAUAACUGCCUGUGCUUCCCUGGCUUCGAGCUGACGCACAAUAAUGACUGCAUGGACAUUGACGAGUGCUCCUCCCUGGGGGGGCAGGUGUGCCGGAAUGGCCAGUGUAUAAACAGCAUUGGCUCCUUCCAGUGCCUGUGCCAGGAAGGAUAUGACCGGACCCUGGAUGGGAAGAAUUGUGUUGACAUCAAUGAGUGUGUGAGCCUGCCUGGAACCUGCUCUCCGGGGACAUGUCAGAACCUGGAAGGCUCUUUCCGCUGCAUCUGCCCCCCGGGGUACGAAGUGCAGAAUGACAACUGCAUCGAUAUCAAUGAGUGUGAGGAAGAGCCCAACAUCUGCCUGUUUGGUACUUGCACCAACACCCCCGGCAGCUUCCAGUGCAUCUGCCCCCCCGGCUUCGUCCUGUCCGACAACGGCCGCAGGUGCUUUGACACCCGCCAGAGCUUCUGCUUCACCCGCUUCGACAAUGGCAAGUGCUCUGUCCCCAAGGCCUUCAACACCACCAAAGCUCGCUGCUGCUGCAGCAAGAUGCCUGGAGAGGGUUGGGGCGACCCCUGUGAGCUGUGCCCCCAGGAAGGAAACGUUGCCUUCCAGGAGCUGUGCCCGUAUGGCCACGGGGCUAUCCCUGGCCCAGGCGAUACCCGGGAAGAUGUGAACGAGUGCGCCGAGAACCUCGGGAUCUGCAUCAACGGGGCUUGUAUUAACACUGAUGGCUCCUUCCGCUGCGAAUGUCCCUUUGGCUACAAUUUGGAUUACACCGGAGUCAAUUGUGUGGAUACUGAUGAAUGCUCCAUUGGCAACCCAUGUGGGAAUGGGACCUGCACCAACGUGGUGGGAGGCUUCGAGUGCACCUGCGACGAGGGAUUUGAGCCAGGGCCCAUGAUGACCUGUGAAGAUAUCAACGAGUGCACGCUGAACCCCCUGCUCUGCGCCUUCCGCUGCAUCAACACCUUCGGCUCCUACGAGUGCACCUGCCCCUCGGGAUACACCCUCCGGGAAGACAGGAGAAUGUGCAAAGAUCUGGACGAGUGCUCAGAAGGCCUCCAUGACUGCGAGUCUCAAGGGAUGAUGUGCAAGAACCUCAUUGGUACCUUCCUGUGCAUCUGCCCCCCAGGAAUGCAGCGCAGACCCGACGGAGAGGGCUGUACAGAUGAGAACGAAUGCCGCACCAAGCCGGGGAUCUGCCCCAACGGCCGCUGUGUUAACAACGUGGGCAGCUAUCGGUGUGACUGCAAUGAAGGCUUCCAAGCCAGCGCCUCAGGCACCGAAUGCAUCGACACCCGCCAGGGAUUCUGCUUCACUGAAGUGCUGCAGACCAUGUGCCAGGUGUCCUCCACCAACCGCAAUCCGGUCACCAAGUCUGAGUGCUGCUGCAAUGGUGCCCGCGGCUGGGGGACCCAGUGUGAGCUCUGCCCACUCCCAGGAACCAGCCAGCACAAAAGGAUGUGUCCACAUGGGCCUGGGUACACCACCGAUGGGCGAGACAUCGAUGAGUGCAAGGUGCUGCCCAACCUAUGCAGAAAUGGACAGUGCAUCAACAGCAUCGGCUCCUUCCGCUGCCACUGCAAACUGGGCUACACCACCGACAUCACCGGCACAGCCUGCGUAGAUCUGGAUGAGUGUAACCAGUCUCCUAAGCCAUGUAACUUCAUCUGCAAGAACACAGAGGGCAGCUACCAGUGCUCCUGCCCCAGGGGGUACAUCCUCCAGGAGGACGGAAAGACCUGCAAAGACUUAGAUGAAUGCUCCACCAAACAGCACAAUUGCCAGUUCCUGUGUGUAAAUGUCAUCGGCGGGUUCAACUGUAAAUGCCCCCCUGGAUUCACUCAGCACCACUCCUCCUGCAUCGACAAUAACGAGUGUACAGCCCAGCCCACGCUGUGUGGAGCCAAAGGCCAGUGUCAGAACACGCCAGGCAGUUAUAACUGUGAAUGCCAGAAAGGAUUCUCCCUGGACAGCUCUGGUAUCAACUGUGAAGAUGUGGAUGAGUGCAACGGGAACCAUCGCUGCCAGCAUGGCUGUCAGAAUGUCCUGGGAGGCUACCGCUGUGGCUGUCCUCAGGGCUAUGUGCAGCAUUACCAGUGGAACCAGUGUGUGGAUGAAAACGAGUGCACCAGCCCCUCUGCCUGCGGCUCCGCCUCCUGCUACAACACUCUGGGCAGCUUCAAGUGCGUCUGUCCGUCCGGCUUUGACUUCGACCAGGCCUUCGGCGGGUGCCAGGAUGUGGACGAGUGCUCAGCCGGUGGCAGCCCCUGCAGCUACGGCUGCUCCAACACUGAUGGGGGCUACCUGUGCGGCUGCCCUGGGGGAUACUUCCGAGCUGGACAAGGGCACUGUAUUUCUGGACUCGGCUUCGGCAAAGGCUCCUACCUGCCUGCCCCUCCAGAGGAGGAUGAGGAGAACCUGCUCUCCCACGAGACCUGCUACGAGUGCAAGAUAAAUGGCUACCCCAAGCGGGGCCGGCAGCGCCGCAGCAUCAACGGGACUAUGGGGCACCAGAAGCCCUCAGUGAGUCUGGCCAGCAUGGAUAUUGAUGCUCCCCUGUCCAUGAGCCUGAACCUCUCGGCCCUGGACCACAAGGAGCACAUCCUGGAGCUGCUGCCGGCUGUGGAGGCCCUCAAAAACCGUGUGCGCUACGUGGUCUCUCAUGGCAACGAGGACGGCUACUUCCGCAUCCACCAGAAAGAAGGACUCAGCUACCUGCACCUCGGCCACAAGAAGAUCGUGCCUGGCACCUACCUGCUGGAGAUCGUGAGUGUGCCCCUGUAUCGCAAAAAGGAACUGCAGAAACUGGAGGCCAAGAACGACCUCAACUACUUGGCAGGGGAGCUUGGCCAAGCACUCAGGAUGAGGUUUCAGCUCCAGCUUUACUAGCCACCAUGAGAACCAACCAGCCACCCAGCCAGCCACAGCCCAGUUCUUAGCAGCGCCACCCACACCUGGAAACAAACUCCUUUGCUAUCGCCACACCCCUGUGCCAUCGCCACACCCCUGUGCCAGCACCUCGCCGGCCACGCUGUCCGACUGCUGGGAAAUGUGCCCCUGGACUCAGCACUGGGCCUGGGCAGCUAAGGGCCACUCUGCUUCACAGAGCACCUGUGUUACGCACCAAGCAACCCCCCAAAAGAGCUUGUUAAAUCUUUGUCCAUGGUUUGAAACCCUGUUGUCUGAAGCUGUGUCUCCCUCUGUGCUCUCAUCCCCUGCAGUGGGCAGCUCUGUCCUCUUCCCUUAAACAUGACACUGUUAGUCUGAGCUGACAAAGAUUUUCCCAUUGAAACCUCCCUGUCUUCCAAGGCCAGGGGCUGCUUGCCAUCCACAAGCUAGGAGAUGGGCAGUGGCUGAGGACAGAGCUCAGAAGUGACCUCUAAAGAAGCUGCUGUAUUGGUGUCAUUUCCCAACGUAUCUGGUUUUUCCUUUGCUUCUGCAUUGCCAUAAUGGUGCUCUGGAAAAUCCUCCUCAGCCGACACUGGCUGCUCGCUAUCUGCCGUGCUCUUUUUUUAUAUUGUCUUCCAUCAGGUCCUGCAUUUGUCCUUUUAAAUGCCAAAAAAAAAGGGUUAAUUUGGCCCCACUUGGAGUGAAGGGCCAGUUUGGAUUAUGCCAUGUACCCUCACACUGCAAGCUAGCCAGUCUGAAGGACUGCAGGCUUCUGUUCCAGUUUAAGGCUUCAAUACUGCGGUGUUCUGAACAUGUGCAAUACUAGCUGGUACUGCUGGCACCCUCUCCACAGAGUGGAGUUUGGAAGGGUUGUUCCUACAGCUCCAGCAACUGCAGAGGUUAACGUACGUCCUUCUGUCACCAGCAGGUGCUGAGUAGCUUUGGGGGAGGCGUACAGUUGUAUGCUUUGAUUGUGGUUGAACAAACUCAAUUGCCACGAGAGAUGUAGUGAGUCUUAGCACAGCACAGAUAGGCCCUUCCUGCUAGUAGGAAUUGGGGGUUCUUUGGCCCAGUGGGGGAUCCUGGACCCACUGCUGGGAGUGUUUGCGAGUUCCCCUAGAGGUCCCCCUGAGCAGGAGCAGGAGAGGUGUGCUGAGAAGUGGCACUGCAGGCCCACAGGGGAGAGGGACAUGGCUCAUGGGCAUUUAGGCCCAUAUUUUCAAAAUGGUCCCUGAUUUUGGGUGCCAGUUUGGAGGUGUCUGGUUUGAGUCACCUCAGGGCCUUUGGCCAGAUACCCACAGUUAGGGGCACUUGCAAAUAUGGGAUUCUGCUCUGGUCACUCCAAUAUGAUGUCAGAAAUACUAAUCCGCUGGUCAGUGUAGACAAACUAAAUGCACUAAAAACAACCUGCAAAAUCGGAUUGCAAAGAAUCUGUCUCCUUGCAGCCGCUGAAGGCCUGAGCAAACAGGUUCGUACUGAGAGCCCUUGCCUCCUGCCAAGAGGGUGAUUUUGCAUACGACUGUUUUCUACAUGACCAUUUUCUAGUUUUGCAUGAAACUCUUUUUUCCGUUUUUUGUGUAAGUCGGUUUUGAGGUUUGUUUGUUUUUUGGUUCUGCAUCAACACUGUGCAUCAGCAAAAGGAAACAAAGGUGCUAAUUCACUCAUUGUAACACACAAGACUACCUGAUAGAUCCCCAGAUCAAUGGUGCUUUCAGCUCGCAGAAGCUGGUGCUGGUACUGAAUUGUCAGGGUUACUGCACUGUAUCCACCCUUCAUAUUUAUGUGUAACCACCAAUGCUCAUCGUUGUGAGGAGAGCAUAUUCCUGUAGCUUUUUGGUACUUUGGGGUGGGGGUUGUUUUUUCAUUUCUGUUCUUUCCUGGGAUGCUGCCACCACAUGGCAUGUAGGGGAAGUGUGUGUAUACUGUACUUUGGCUAAUAUCAAACUUGAAAACGCUUUUGCACAAUGCAGCUGCAAACCACACAAAGCUGGAUUUUGCAAGAGUAUCAGACCUCAUGACGUGACAGGUGGCCUGUUUUUGUUUUGUUUUUUUACC